This is a messenger RNA of Hydatigera taeniaeformis, 609 nucleotides long. The record is from the annotation of a GenBank genome assembly. NCBI's taxonomy places the organism in Eukaryota, Metazoa, Platyhelminthes, Cestoda, Cyclophyllidea, Taeniidae.
AUGCCAACAGCUCUCUCUUCAACUUCUGCGAAGAGCAGAGACGUGGUCAACAUCGUCAUUCCCCGUGGACCGAUCGGUUUUGAAUUCUCAAUUAAAUCUAAUGAAAUCAUAUUUGAGUUUUCGGAUCUGAUUUGGGACCAAUUCCGGUUAUCUGCUUUGCGGCUUGUUGUCAUUGACCUUCCACUUCCCUUAGGUCCUCAUAUCGUCAUUUCGAAGGUUCGUGAAGGUGGCACUGCCGAGCUUGCUGGUCUUAAAUGCGGUAGUAUUUUACAAGCUGUCAACCGCCAACCCAUUGAUGGCCUCUCUUUCCUCCAAGUUUCCAACAUGAUUCGACGCACCAGCGGUUUUACGGCGGAACUAUCUGUGAUUGAGCCCGAUGAAGUCUCGGCCGUGAGCGGCAAUGGUGACUCUUUGGUACCAAGUUCCACGUCCUCUUCCCGGUGCAGCAUCGAUGGCGUGGUAUUACGCAAUUCACACUCCAAUCCCUCAGCCACAAGCCUCAACUGCUCAAUCUCCAGCUCUGCGGUGAGUGUAUCUUGCGCUUUUCCAAACAGGCAAAAGUUUUUGCAGUCUUCGAAGCACUGCAACGCAGUGACUUGUAACUUGUAG